AUGAAGUGGUUAAUAGUUCUAUUAUUAUUAAAGUAUCUAUCUGCUGAACCCACACCUAUAGUUUUGUGGCAUGGAAUGGGUGAUACAUGUUGUAUGGCAUACAGUUUAGGAUAUUUUAAAACUUAUCUAGAAAAAGAAAUACCGGGAGUUUAUGUACAAUCUUUAAGAAUUGGUAACUCAACUGUGGAGGACUUAGAGAACGGUUAUUUCAUGUUUCCUAAUGCACAAGUUGAUUAUGUAUGUGAAAAGCUAGCUAAUGACCCUAAACUUAAAGAAGGUUUUAAUGGUAUUGGAUUUUCUCAAGGAAGUCAGUUUCUACGUGCAGUAGUGCAACGAUGUGGACAUAAACUAGGGCCAAUAAAGAACCUAAUAACAUUAGGCGGGCAACAUCAAGGUGUAUAUGGUCUGCCGCACUGUUUCGCUCUGCAACAUGAGUCCUGUGACUACGUGCGGAAACUACUUAAUUAUGCCGCAUAUUACAGUUGGGUUCAAGAAUCCCUUGUUCAAGCAACUUACUGGCAUGACCCACUGGACGAAGCGACGUAUAGAAAACACAGCGAAUUCCUCGCAGAUAUAAACAACGAGAGGAAGAUAAAUCAAACUUAUAUCGAAAACUUAAAUAAAUUAGAGCACUUUGUGAUGGUCAAGUUUGAGAACGACAGUAUAGUCCAGCCUCGGGAAACUGAGUGGUUCGGAUUCUAUGCACCUGGUCAGGCGAAGAAAUUGAUUCCUUUACAGCAAUCAAUAUUAUAUAAGAAGGAUCGCCUUGGACUAAAAAAGAUGAACAAAGCUGGCAAAUUAGUAUUUCUCUCUCAACCUGGAGACCAUCUACGAUUCACUGAAGAAUGGUUCACUGAGAAUAUCAUAAAGCCUUAUCUUCUU
Messenger RNA from Brenthis ino (lesser marbled fritillary), 882 nucleotides. Lineage: Eukaryota; Metazoa; Arthropoda; Insecta; Lepidoptera; Nymphalidae. The record is from the annotation of a GenBank genome assembly.